AUGAGCGGUUUAUUUAGCCUUCUAUUUACCAAACUGACUCUACCCCCUCCCUCGCUCAUUAAGGGAAAGACCAUACUUAUCACCGGGGCAAACACUGGCCUCGGUCGAGAAACUGCCAGACACGCGCUUGCUCUGGGCGCCGGUACCAUCAUUUUGGGCGUUCGAAGCAUUAGCAAAGGGGAAGAUGCUAAAGCUAAUAUCGAGGCAAGUGUUGCCGGCUGUAACGACAUAGGAAAGAUCCUUGUAUGGCCCGUCGAUCUUGAAUCAUUUGCUAGUGUCCAGGCCUUUGCAGCUCAAGUUCAUAAACAUGUUAUGCUAGAGGGUGGCCGACUAGAUAUAGCUAUCAUGAAUGCAGGAAUUGCAUCAGCCGAGUAUUCCACUACCCACGAUGGAUGGGAGAGAGGAAUUCAGGUCAAUGUUCUAUCAACUGCACUUCUCAGUCUCAAACUUUUACCGCUAUUGCUGCAAACAAAAGAGCGAGAUCCAUCCCUACAACCUCAUCUGGUCCUUCUUACAAGUGAUAUUCACAAAUCCAUCAACUUCUCUGAGCGAAACGAGAAGAUGGUUCUUUCUUUCUUGAACCGCGAGGAGCAGUGGAAGUCAUCUCAGACAGCAGGUGCUACUGAACGCUAUGGUGUCACCAAACUUAUGGAUAUCUUCAUCACCAUGGAGUUAGCUCGACUCGUGCCUCGUGAUGAGUCUGGAAACCCUCUUGUGAUUGUCAAUGCCGUAGCGCCAGGUUUUUGCAAAUCGGAUCUUCUCACAAGGGAAAAGGCACCAUGGAUUCUGAAGCUGAUCCAAGCCUUGAUUGCUAGGACAGUGGAAGAAGGUAGCAAAACACUGCUGCAUGCAGCAACCCAGGGCACGAAAACGCACGGAAAGUGGCUGGAGAAUCAGAUCAAUGCUGACCCUGGUACUAUUGUCACAAGCCAAGAUGCAGCGGUUGUAAGAGAGAAGGUCUGGGCCGAGAUCAUUGCUGUCUUGCAUAAUGCUGACCCCGAAGUCCGAGUUGAUUACUGA
Messenger RNA from Penicillium angulare, 1020 nucleotides. RefSeq names its product putative short-chain dehydrogenase. The record is from RefSeq and is a predicted model, not a curated record. Bases 1 to 1020 code for a protein of 339 amino acids. The transcript has 2 exons. Lineage: Eukaryota; Fungi; Ascomycota; Eurotiomycetes; Eurotiales; Aspergillaceae.